Eleginops maclovinus (Patagonian blennie) is the source of this 872-nucleotide messenger RNA. It is a transcript of the gene mdkb, whose product is annotated as midkine b. Bases 104 to 544 code for a protein of 146 amino acids. NCBI's taxonomy places the organism in Eukaryota, Metazoa, Chordata, Actinopteri, Perciformes, Eleginopidae. The record is from RefSeq and is a predicted model, not a curated record. Gene Ontology annotation, molecular function: growth factor activity. The transcript has 5 exons.
GUGUGUGUGUGUGUGUGUGUGUGUGUGAGCGGGGGUGCAGCAGCAGCCUCUGAAACACAGAAAGCUUCUCCCCGAGUCGACGGCUGCUCCUUUGCUCUGCAAGAUGCGAGGUCUGCUCUCAGUGACACUGCUGCUGCUGCUGCUGCUGACUCUCAGCUGCGAGGCCAGCCGGAGGAACAAGAACCACAAAGCUGGUAAACAUGAUAAGACCCGCCCGACCUCAGACUGCCCCCCCGCAGAGACUCAGUACGGGAAGUGUGUCCCUGAACACGGAGACUGUGGAGACGGCCUGAGAGACGCAGCCUGCAGAGAGCAGAGCGACAAGAUCCACUGCAGGAUCCCCUGCAACUGGAAGAAGGACAUCAGUGACUGUAAGUAUAAGUUCGCCCCCUGGGGGUCCUGCGGCGCCGACACGAACACGAAGAGCCGCUCAGGAACUCUGAAGAGAGCGCUGUUCAACGCAGAGUGUGAGGCCAGCGUCACGGUGUCCAAACCCUGCGUCCCCAAAGUCAAGAAGACCAGAGGGGAGAAGAAGACCAACUGAAGAACAGAAGAAGAUGAAGAUGACCUCCUCCUCCUCCUCCCUCAUCUUCCUUCAUCACGAACCGAGACUCCUCUGAAACACUGCGACCUUCGACCUUUGCUCUGAUCCGUCCCCGUGUGUUUACAGUGUGAAGCCCCCCCCCCCCAGGACCCUAGAUGUUAUGAUAACCCUGUCCCUGUAGCUCAGAGUCUAACGUAGUCCUGGAGGCUUCUGACAGGAGCUCCGGCUGAGAGGAGUAGCUCCUCCGCUGGUCCUCCGUCAAAUCUAUUUUUUGAACUAUAGAUUAUUGACGAUGUAUACAUGAAAUAAAAGCUGUACAUUGUUCUGA